Messenger RNA from Saccostrea echinata, 1286 nucleotides. RefSeq lists its product as uncharacterized. The record is from RefSeq and is a predicted model, not a curated record. The coding region runs from base 32 to 1198 and encodes 388 amino acids. The transcript has a single exon. Lineage: Eukaryota; Metazoa; Mollusca; Bivalvia; Ostreida; Ostreidae.
AGAGGAAACAGUAAAGUAUGUGCACAGCAGCAUGAACGAUGCAAUAUCCGAAUUAAGAAAACGCGGAAAGAAGAAAAGUAAAAUAGAGCAACUUCUCUUGGUGGACCAUAGUAAUAUCUAUUUUGAAAAUGAACGACUUGCAGAACGUCUCGCUAAGUUCUUGGAUGAACUUCAUAAAGACAAGCAUAGACAGGAGAUGGUACGAAACAUUGAGAUCCAAGAGCUCAAACGGGAAAUUGACAACCUGCAGGCUAUGAAAGAUGCCUCAUCUGCACAGACCAAGAAGUUCCUACAAACUCUAGAGAAUUAUUAUACAUCAAGUGCAAUACCAAAACCCGAGAAGAAAACCAGACCUCACACGACCGGAAGUUACUUCAAGAAGUCACGCGCCAAAUCAGAAGAGCGGGAACCGACAGAGAAACCAAAAAGCAAAACAAGAGCACACAGUGCGAGUAAACACGAGGAAUUUGUGAGUGAAAAAGAAUUCGAACGAGCAAAGAAGCGCGAAAAACGUGCGCCUGCAGAAGACACAAAAACUGAAGAUCAAUCCGAAGGUGGAAAAAAGAACCGUGCUUUAAAAUACCCCGAAGACUGGUACACAACAGUGCUACCUGCCUCGGACAAUUGCUUAAAGAAAAUUCGCCAGCAAUACAGGAGGGAACAGACUGCUCCAACAAUAACAUUAUCAAAAAGAUCAAAAAAAUCUGACAAAUCUACAGAUAGUGCAAAACCUCAAACUAGUACCGCUUCUGGGCAAAGAAGUCUAAAUCGAGAAAAGACUGAAGACAUGAAACAAAGAUCGGGUGUGAAUACUGCACAGAAUCGGAAGAAUUCUUCGGCAACGGAAGGAAGCAAGUCAGAUAUUGAGGAAGAAAUAGAGUCAAAAUCCCGAAUCAAAAUGGUUUGCCAGCAAAAGUCAAAACCGGUGAUGAUGUCUUUGAGACAAAUGAGAGAGUUAACAGGAAUGGAUGGAAACAAUGACAACAUGCCAAACAAACGUCAAGAAAGACUAGAUAAACAAAUACAGGAAACGAAAGUCAAAUUUCUAACGUUAACUCAGAGGGUUAAGACAUUUGUUAAAGAACUAGAUGAAAAAAUUGCUCAAGACUUAGAAGACUCUAAACCUAAGGAUAAUGAAUCUCGUGACGAUAUGUAUUCUGGAAUAUUGCCACCAGACCAUGUAGCUGUGCCAACUUAGAAAUUCAUCGUAUGUAGACCAUGUAGCUGUGCCAUCUUAGAAAUUCAUCGUAUGUAGACCAUGUAGCUGUGCCAACUUAGAAUUAUAU